AUGCUGAAGGCCACGAAGAACAGUUAUGAGUACGAUAAGAGUAAAUUGGAUUGGGAUCCGAGUCAGAAGAGUCCGACCUACAAGGACAGGAGUAGUAUGAAGAAGAAGAGGGAGAGAGGGGUACGCUUGCCGCCGAAGAGUACGUUGGGCGGGUUUAUAGUAGACGAUAACAAUUGUGAUGAGGAGGAAGAAGAGGAGGGAGAUGAUGAUAUGUUAGAGAGUGGUGUGGCAGCUCCUUGUUCUCGUAAGAAGGGUUCGGCUUUAGCUUCUGGUACAAGUCGUAGUAGAGGUGGCUUGUAA
Molecule: messenger RNA, 300 nt
Organism: Cadophora gregata
Lineage: Eukaryota; Fungi; Ascomycota; Leotiomycetes; Helotiales; Ploettnerulaceae
Exons: 1
Coding region: 1-300 (99 amino acids)
Source: RefSeq, a predicted model, not a curated record